GGACGGCCCCCGCGAAGCGACGCGCUGCUCCGCCCAGCCGCCCUCGCCGCGGCCGUCGGAAGAGCGCAGCAGCGCCGCCGCCGGUGCUCUGUGGCAGCUCCUUCCUCGUCGGAAGAGAAGGCGAAGAGGAGCCGGCAGCGGGGGACGGCCGGCCGGCCGGCCGACGUCGUGGCCUCCUAGCCAGCCGGCCCGUUCGCCCGCCUCGCUGCACCUGCCGAGGGAGGAUGCGCGCGGAGGACGCCCCGUGACCAGCACCAGCCAUGGAGCCGGGGCUGGGCUUGGGCUGGGCGGCGCUGGUGCUGCUCUUCGCCGCCUCGCUGCUCACCGUCUCGGCCUGGCUCCUGCAGUUCGCCCGGGGCUUGUGGCGCGGACGGGGGCUGCCGACGGGGGCGCCGCGGGGCAAAGCUCCUGUCGCCGCCGGCGGCGGCGGCGGCCUCUGGACGUCCCUGCUGCGCCUGGGCUCGGCCCGAGGGGGCGCCAGCUCGGAGGCGGCGGGGGCCCGCGGCUUGCUGGCUUCGCUCUUCGCCUUCCGAGCCUUCCGCGAGAACUGGCAGCGAGCCUGGCUGCGAGCACUCAACGAGCAGGCCCGACGGCAUGGGAGCUCCGUCCAGAUCGUCUUUGAGGAGAGUCCUCAGCUCCGGCCAGCUGUGGACAUCAGCGACGUGACCUGCACGGACCAGUCGGACUGCAGCAUGAUGUUGCGCUGCCACCUGUCAGCCGAAGCGGUGCAGUUCCCCAUCUCCGUCACCCAGCAGUCUCCAGCCGCGGUUUCCAUGGACACCUACCACGUCACCUUGGCGGUACUGCGGGCCCAGCUGGAGAUCCAUCUGGAGGAGAUCCAGGAGGAAGGCCUGCUGGUCUCCUGGGCAUUCAAAGACAGACCCGACUUGCGCCUCACGGUGGUUCCAAGGCUCCAGCUACGUGACGAGAACGAUGGGAAAGUGGACCUGACCACCAUCCAGGACCUGGUUGAGGACUCUGUCAUCAGCACUCAGCCUGCCAUGAUGGUUAACCUGAAGGCCAGCGCAGCGGGGGGCCAUAUGACCUCCUGCAACAAGCAGCUCUCCCAGGGCUCCGCAUCCAGCGCAGCCGUCGCCGGGGUGCCCAGGCUGCUCCUGCACCACCUGCGAGCCGUCCAUCUGGGCUGCGAGGAAACUCAAGGAAGCAGGCAGCUGUGCUGCAUGGUAGAGCUGGACAGCCCUCGACAGCAGAAGCGGACAAAGCUGGCGCCAGGCAGCAGCUCCAGCCCUGCGGCCGAAGUGGAAUGGGCCGAUCGACUCGUUCUGGAGCUUGGUCCGCAGAGCCGGGAGCUGAAGCUGAGCGUCCUUGGGAGCAGCACCACCACCACCACCACCGGGGAGGAUGUGCUCUUGGGGACGGCCACCGUCCCACUCGCCUCGCCCUCCAAAGAGCCACGGGGCCAGCAGCUCUACUUGCUGAAUCCUGCGGCUGGCAAGAAGCUGCCCCCUUCAGCUGCCGUCGCUGUGGAGCUGCUGUACCAGGAGCUGCCUGAGCUCCAGCCCGCAUCUUCGCUGCGCACCAGCAUCACCCCCACCAAGAGGAUCGAGAUGGACCGCACCAUCAUGCCCGACGGGACCGUCGUCACCACCGUCACCACCAUCCAGUCCAGGCCCAAGAUGGACUGCAAGCUUGAUUCGCCCUCGAGGUCUCCGUCGAAGGUGGAAGUGACGGAGAAGGUGACCACCAUGCUCCCAGAGAAUGGCUGCCCUGGCAGUGCGUCUCCCAGCAGCAGCAGGAGCAGUCGUGUCUCCAACGGCUUGGACCCCGUAGCGGAGACGGCCAUCCGGCAGCUGACAGACCUGACCAACAAGCCUGCGAAGAAGACCCCAACGAAGCGCAGCACGCUGAUCAUCUCGGGCAUUUCCAAGGUGCCCAUUGCCCAGGAUGAAAUGGCCCUCUCCCUUGGCUAUGCCGCCUCGCUGGAGGCCACGCUCCAGGACGACUCCUUCCUGGCCGGCAUGUCGGAGUACACACAGAGCCUCGCGGAGGCCACGGAGGCCACCUACUCUGCCCAAAGGGCCAGUCAGGAGCUGGACGAGACGACGCACUCGGACAUCUCCGAGAGGCCCUCGGUGGAGGAUGCGGAGUCUGAAACGGGUUCAACGGGAGCUCUGGAGACCAGGAGCCUGAAAGAUCACAAAGUGAACUUCCUUCGGAGCGGCACUAAACUCCUCUUCCGCAGGAAGAACAAGCAGAAGGAGGCCGGCCUCAGCCAGUCGCACGACGACUUGCCCCAGGCCAGCUCUAGCUCAGCCGCCAGGAAGAAGUCGGGCAGCUUCUCCCGGCGCCUCAUCAAGCGCUUCUCCUUCAAGUCCAAGUCGAAACCAAAGGCCAACGGCAGCACGCUGGCCAUGGACGAUCACUGAAGCCCCUCUGCUGAGAGGCGUUCUCCAGCAGCAGCCCCCCCCCGCGCGCCCCCCGGCCGAUGCUUCCCCGCUCCGUCUCCACAUCGCAGCCCCAGUUCCUCCCCCCUCCUGUGCAGAAGGGGGGCAGCCCUCCAGGACCAGCCUGGGUGGUUGCUGUUGAUCGCUGGAGCUCUUGCUGCGAGGCUGCUGUGGGUGCUGCAGCCUCCCGGAGGGAGAGACCGUGGCCCCAGUGGGCCUGUUUGCCACUGCUCUGUGUGCUGCAUCUUGGGGAGGGGGGCAAGGAUGCAGGCCCCACGUGCUUGAAUUUGGAACCCUGGGUGUGCAGGGAGGAGAAGCCUUGAGGAGGGCUUCACACCAGCCCACCCUGCCCCCUCUACUGGCUGGGGUUCGGGGGGGGGGCAACCCCGGCCUCCGCCAGCCCUAUAGCAGUUUCCCAGCAUGCCAGCAUCCGUGGGCACUCCGUGGCGUCCUCUUCUACGGGGCCUGAUGAGGUGGCUGCAGCAGAGGCACUCGGUCUUGUCUGCUGAAGAUGGGAAGCGGCACUGCCAGAGGGCUCUCCCUCCCUCUCUCUCUCUCAAGAAGUGGCCCUUCCUGCAUUUCUCCUCUUCCCUCACAGACUGGGCUCCACUUGAAGGGGAGGCUCUCUGCUGAUCUGCCCUGCGUCAGGGUGCAGGAGGACAGGUGCUGUGUAGACAGGCUCCCCACUCUCCUUGAGGAGGGGGCAUUCUUGACUUGCGCAGCAGAGCGCUGGACGAGGCCUUGUCUACCUGAAGGAGUGGGGCAGUCUGUCUGCCGGCCCCUGCUGGUGAGCCAGAUGGCCCGUGUGUGUGAUGCUGGGGGGGGGGCAGGCCUGCUUAGGCUGGGCUGGUCCCUCCCUGCAGGUGGGGAGGGGGGGGGCUCUUAGGGUAAGGAAACAAAACUCUGGGGUCGCCCAAGAAGUCAGUACUCAGGUUUUGAACACUUGCAGGAGACCCUCGGCUUGAGACACAACCGUGUCCUUGCGUCGGAGGGAGUGGCCGCUGGGCACGUCCAAGACCCACGGAGGCUGGCGGGGUGUGUCUGCGGCAAGGAGGAGGCAGCACAGCAGGCUGGUGUGAGCACUGCCCCUGCCCCUCUCCAGGCCGCGGUGUCUGCUCAGCCUCCAGGGCCUGUGCUUGUUUCCCCUUUGGCCCGCUGGUCUCUGUGGGCCCAACUGCUCCCUGGAAGAGAGGGGUGUCCCCCCCCCCCGCUUGGCAAGCGAGACUUGGCACUCUGAGGAUGGGCCAGCCUGUGUGCUCUCCUGCUUGUUGUCUUCGGCUGCACCCAUCCUUCGUUUUGGGGAACUCCCCGUUGGCUUGCGCCAAGGCGGACCAGCCGAGUUCUGCACCCUUCAGUGUGGGGAAGCUGCAACUUGGAUUCCCCUUCAGUCUGAGCAGUGAAACCCAGAAGGGGGAGGGCUGUCCCGGGAGUUUCUGUCUGCAUUUACACCUGCAUGAUGUGAAGAGGUGGGGGGGAGAGACCUCCCCCACUGCCUCCCUUGCACCUGACUGGGCCAUUUGAACUAGUCUGGAGUCCAGGGAGGUCUCUGGGAGGAAAGAGGGCAACGAAGGGGCUUCUCUCUGGCCCAGAGCAUGUCCUGCUCUUUCAUCAAGGGAAAGGACAGGUGUCUCUGCCUCAGGAUGCCCUGUGCCAAUAGGGUAGCCAGCAGGCUAGGAUGCCUGGCCCCCGCUUGUCCCCAUCCGCGGUGGGAGUGGCAGCACCGGCUACCAGCACGCCUGCACUGUGAAGGCCGCCUGUGCUGCAGUCCUCUCGUUUGAAUUAGUCCAGUCUGAACACUGCACUUAUUUGUUAGUUCACUCAUCAUGGGCUUUAAAAACCCCCACACCCAGAUUUGCAGGUAAAGGUAGCUGGAUUAGGGGUGCCUGCAUUCUGUGCUGUGUUCAGUCAUGGUUGCUUUGCAAAGUGGGAUGUCCGUAGGGCAAGUGGCACAGAAUCAUGAUCUUGAAAAAUCACUCGUACAAUCACUCUUACUUUUUGCACUCUGGUUUCUGCAAGACUUGCUUGCUGCUUUGGUUGGUGUGCAUUGUUCUGUGUGUAAACACUCUGCUGGUGUGCCUGAGCAGUGGAUUGGCGUGAGGUGGGAACAGCCGUGCACUGCCCUUGGCAAAACUCUCUAGGGCUGCGGUGGAAGAGAGUCGGGGGUGGGGGGCAGUGGCAAAGGAGGCACCGCUGCCUCUGCUUCCCUUGCUCCUCUCCACUCUCCCUCAACUUGCACUGCCUGUAGGCUGGCCACUCGUCAGGUAGAGCUGUGUGGUUAAUGGCCGGCCUGCAGGCAGCACAGAUUAGGAGAGAGAGGAGCAAACGGAGCCCCAGAAAGCAGAGGCAGCGGAGCCUCUUGAUGAACACUGAGCCACUGCAGACUUCGAGGCUGACACGGAAGCAGCCUGAGCAUUCUGCUUGCUGCUCUUCACAGGUCUCCUGUACAGUAAUGGCCCUCUGACUUAAAACUGGUACUGACAGACACAUCUUGCCAUCUUUUCGGAGUGAGGAUGUAGCCACCCUGGCGGCUGCUGCUGCUACUUCGAAGAUGGAUUCAGGGCAUCGUAGCCAUGAGCGCUCUCGAAUAGCCUUUCAAAGGCCACUAGCUGGCCAGCAUAGGAAAUACAAUUCCAUUUUUAAAAAAUGACCAGCCUGUAGUUUGAGGAAAUUAGAGAGACUCUUUACAAAGGGUAAAAUGAAGGAUUCUGCUGGCCAGUGAUUGACUCUCCAGGAGGAUGCAUGGGCUGACCGUGGCACAAGUGUGAAUGCAACGGGGUAGCUUCAUUUUUGCACAAUACAGCCAGCAGCUGGUGCGGGAAGGAGCCUUUCCACUGCUCUGGUGUGAUCAAACCAAGGAUGCCCCAUCACCUGACUGGGGCCACUGGUUGACUGAGACAAGCUCCCGCCUAGGGAUUGUGCUUGAAAUGUAUUUUCUUUCAUAGGAAAUGUGCUUUGUGGCUCUCUUGGCAAACAGCACUUGAUGUGGUGAUUUCAGAGGUUUGGAGGUGCAUGCCUGAUGGGCCGAGCACCUGUUUUAAGACUCUGGUGCAUCUCCCCCGUCUGACUCCAUGGUGGGGAAGGGCUUGUUCCUUAUUUCCUUGGCACCAGGCCGAAAAGGUGUCAUUUGUGGGGGAAACUCUUCACUCCUCCUGGUUUGCAGAGGGUGCGAAUCCUCUGCCAAUCAGGUGUUGCACUUCACCAUGGUCCCGUGAAGGUUUGCAUUGCCGCUUCCUCACUGCCUGGGUACUAGCCGAUGCUUUGUCACUUCUGCUGCUGGAGGGAGAGCAGGCCCUUAACUAACUGGCAAGUAGCUCAGGGUCUGAAGCCGGAUGGAGCAGCUCCUCUGGCUCUCACUGCUUCAGUCACAUGGGCGGCAUUUAUGGAGAUCAGAGCAGUGGGUUCUGUGGCGGUGGCAGCCUUCCUGGAAGAUGAGCUGUACAGCCCCCUUCCACCCACACCCCCGACGGAGUCCUCAGCUCUGUAGCUGUCCCUUAGGCUGUGCCUCCUUUGUUCACUUGUACAGGUGCUGGACCAAACGCUCACUGGAGCCUGAGCCGACCCCCCUGCUCAUGGGCUCUUCUGUACCCGAGGCCUUCUCUGUGGGUGGAUCACUGUAAGCCCCAGAUUGUUUAGAUAAAAUGAAAUAGGAACUGUGUAGAUAUUUACAGGACUAGAGUACAAUAAUUAUUUAAAGAUGAUUGUGAAACUCUGCACCUUUGUAUAUGUUGGAAGAAUUCUACUGCUGUGUGAUGGCCUGGACUUUAACUUAUUAAACUAAAUGGGAACUACAGAA
Molecule: messenger RNA, 6198 nt
Organism: Hemicordylus capensis (graceful crag lizard)
Lineage: Eukaryota; Metazoa; Chordata; Lepidosauria; Squamata; Cordylidae
Gene: C2CD2L
Product: C2CD2 like
Exons: 14
Coding region: 261-2387 (708 amino acids)
Biological process (GO): positive regulation of insulin secretion involved in cellular response to glucose stimulus
Cellular component (GO): cytoplasmic side of apical plasma membrane
Molecular function (GO): phosphatidylinositol transfer activity; phosphatidylinositol binding
Source: RefSeq, a predicted model, not a curated record